AAAUAAUCAUAUACAAACUACAUAAAAGGUGUGAUGCACUAACACCACGCCUUAAUGUUCUUCCUUUAUGGAAGAUUUGACCGUGGCAGUGAUUAAUAGUAAAUUAAUUUGUUAUAGAUAUUUAUGGAAUUUGUGUAUAAAAUUAGAGGAAGCUUCCUUAUCAGAUCAAUCAUUGAUCAGUAAUAACGAGAAUCAUAACAACAAAAACGAGAUUUCUUUCCAAUUUAAUGAAGAUACGAUGCAUUAACUAUAGAUGUCUCUAAUUGAAUAUAUAAACACCCUUCUAUCUUCUUUUUUGAUUAAUCUGAGUCUCGAUCUCUCAGAUUCAGAAAGCUCUUUAAUUUCUUUUAUUUUAUUAUUGUGUUCUUUUUUGCGUUGUGUUGUCGGAUUUUCCAUGGCUGCAAAUGGUGGGGAUCUUUCUCCCUCUGAAGGUUCAAGCAUCUCGGGAGGGUCCAAAGGAAAAGCUAUCAGAGAAGUGAUCGAAAACCAGAAGAUGAAGUUGGUUCAAAUCACUCAUGAAGACUCUCUUCAUAAGCCGAAGAUCAAACUGGAUACGUUCAAAUUUGGAUUGAACAUCGCAGGUUGUUCUUCAUCUAAAAUAGACAUCAACAACGACAAAGGAAAAGAUCAUGAACGUCAUUGUCAUCACGAUGAACCUGAUCAUUAUGAUAAAAGAACACAGAAGACUUUCUGCUGCAACUUCUGCAAAAGAGAGUUUUCUUCCUCACAAGCCUUAGGAGGCCAUCAAAAUGCCCACAAACAAGAGCGUGCAAUCGCUAAACAACGACAAGUAGGGAUUAUCUCUGACCAUCAUUUCAGUGUUCUAGGGCGUCACUAUUCUCCACACUUUCCUCAUUAUAGUAAUUACCCCUAUUAUGCUAAUUACCCUCAGAUUAAUUAUGGGUCUUUCAGUUGUAAUAAUAGACCACUUGGGGUUAAAUUGGAGUCCAUGAUUCAUAAGUCGCCUCAGAAGUCUAGUUUUAUACUUAGGCGUGAUCAUCAAACCCCAGGAAGGCUUAGGGCCAGUUCAGGAACUUUGAGGAUUGAAGAAAUUGGUAAUAUCAGUCCUCUGACUCGGCAAUUCGAGCAUAUUUCUUCUUCUUCAGCUGCUUACGAUAGCACAAUUGGUGAUCAACAUAUCAAGGUUUUGCCACAGAAAGCUUUGAAAGAGAAGGACGAUAAUCUUUAUACUUCAGGCCUUGACUUGUCACUUAAGCUUUAA
This is a messenger RNA of Neltuma alba, 1222 nucleotides long. RefSeq lists its product as uncharacterized. NCBI's taxonomy places the organism in Eukaryota, Viridiplantae, Streptophyta, Magnoliopsida, Fabales, Fabaceae. Gene Ontology annotation, biological process: negative regulation of abscisic acid-activated signaling pathway. Bases 254 to 1222 code for a protein of 322 amino acids. The record is from RefSeq and is a predicted model, not a curated record. The transcript has 2 exons.